UGUCCUUCUCUCUUCUUCCACUUCAAGCUCAAAAUACGAAAACUGUUGCAGAGAGUUUCCUCUGAAAAGCAAAAAGGAAUUUCCAGAGAAAGAGCGUAAAACGGUGUAGUUUGAAAGACAAAAAGGGUAGAAGAUGACGGUGAUAGACUUGAUCACGAGAGUCGACGCGAUUUGCAAGAAAUACGAGAAGUACGACAUCGAUAAGCAGAAAGAGGCCAACACCGCCGGCGGCGAAGACGCUUUCGCUCGCCUAUACGGCGUCUUCGAGGCCGAAGUCGACGCCGCUAUUCAGAAAUCGGAAGCUGCUGCAACGGAAAAGAACAGGGCUUCGGCGGUUGCUAUGAACGCGGAAGUUCGAAGAACCAAAGCUCGAUUGCUUGAAGAAAUCCCCAAAUUGCAACGACUCGCUCAAAAAAAGGUAAAGGGGAUUUCAAAAGAAGAGCUUGAAGCUCGAAACGAUUUGGUUUAUGCACUGAAAGAUAAGAUUGAAGCAAUAUCAGAUGGAUCAACAGCUGCAACUAAACAAAGUAGUGGUGGUUGGGCAACUUCGAGUUCCUACACUGGAAUUAAAUUUGAUUCGUCUUCAGAUGGGAGAUUUGAUAACGAGUACUUUCAACAAACCGAAGAGUCUGAUCGGUUCAGGCAAGAAUACGAAAUGCGCAGAAUGAAGCAGGAUCAAGGUUUGGAGGUUAUAGCUGAAGGUUUGGACACAUUGAAGAACAUGGCUCACGAUAUGAACGAGGAAUUGGACAGACAAGUUCCACUUAUGGAUGAAAUAGAUGACAAGGUAGAUAGAGCAGCCUCGGAUCUGAAAAGCACGAAUGUGAGACUUAAGGAUACUGUGCACAAGCUGAGAUCAAGUCGCAACUUCUGCAUUGAUAUCAUCCUCUUAUGUAUAAUUCUCGGGAUCGCUGCAUAUUUAUACAAUGUGUUGAAAUGAAAAACUCUUCUACAUGACGAGGAUUACGCUCCUUCCAUUACUGCGUACGAGUUUGUAUGGAUUUUAAAUAAACUCUCGAGUCUGUCUCGACUUUACACCGGUAUUAUAUAAUCUGACUUGAUAUUUGUUGUACGUAUUAUAUAAUCUGACGAUAUUUGCAGUUAUGUACUAUACUUUCCGGAAUUAUAUAUACUAGUAGUGACAAAAGUAUGUGGUACAUGUGAACGGGCAAUCGUUGUUACAUGGGGAGUUCAAGUCUAUUAGAAGUUUUCGUAUUAAAUCUAAAAGUUUUUUUUUGA
Messenger RNA from Hibiscus syriacus, 1239 nucleotides. Its product is annotated as syntaxin-71-like. NCBI's taxonomy places the organism in Eukaryota, Viridiplantae, Streptophyta, Magnoliopsida, Malvales, Malvaceae. The transcript is spliced from 9 exons. Gene Ontology annotation, biological process: vesicle fusion; intracellular protein transport. The record is from RefSeq and is a predicted model, not a curated record. Gene Ontology annotation, molecular function: SNAP receptor activity; SNARE binding. The coding region runs from base 134 to 940 and encodes 268 amino acids. Gene Ontology annotation, cellular component: membrane; endomembrane system; SNARE complex.